AAGAAGAAGACGCAGCAGAGAAACAACCAACAAACAGACGGUUUGGAUCUGCAGAGGAAGACUCGAGCGUGAAUUUACAAUGCUCACAGCUGCUGACCACAAGAGGCUCGAGGCAGCAGAGUAUCCUGCGGAGUUUGAAAAGCCCGUGGAUCUUGGGCGCGUUAACUUCUCGGUUAUCAAAUCGUGGAUUGAGAAAGAGGUCAUUGAUAUUGCGAAUGGCGACGAUAUAGCUUCAGAGUACCUCAUAUCCCUGCUGGAGAGUGAUCCAAAGCCCAAGAUCAAGGAAGUUCAGCUACAGUUGGAAGGCUUUCUAGACCCGCCUUCGUUGGCGCAAAAGUUCUGUAAGGACCUGUGGGAUCUACUUCUGGAAGCGCAGGCCUCAGAGUCUGGAGUUCCUGCACGGUUGCAGGGAGUAGAAGCUCGAGCGCAUGGGAAGCCACAGGGAGUGGCGAUGCCGAGCAUGAGUCGCGGGGGAAAGCUGGAGGAGAUCAAGAAUAGAGAGAUCAAAGAAGCUGAGCGAGCUAGAGAGUUGAAGGAGGCGAAGGAGAGAGCAAAGCAGAUGGGCGAAGGACGAGCAAGGUCUGAGAUCAAGCGCGCGCGACGAGACGGGAGCUCGCCCGAGCACAGAGGUGCGAGAGAGGUUAACAGCACGGGAGAUUCGACGAGAAUACCGAGUCGUGACUCGCGGACGAGAGACGAGAGGCUGGACUACCCCCGCCCCCGGAAGCAGUCUACAUCUCCGCGCAGAAGAGACUCUUCACAGCAACGCAGACAUCACUCGCCUCCCUCGCGCACUCGCCGACGGUCACCUCUACUUUCUCGCCAUUACUCGCCCACGCACUCCCCUUUGACACCCGAUCUCCCGACCCCUAAAGCUUCUCACCGUCGAACGCCGUCACCUACCCGGACCAGUCGCGAACGGCCGCCUCUGCCAUCGCGACAUGCAGAGCACCAUGUGUAUGCCAGCCGACCGUUGUCGCCGAAAUACGACUCGUACCGGCCUUCUGAGCGCCGGGAAGAAAGACGCCGAUCACUGCUGGGCCGGGAUCGGAGCCGGCAUGGGGAAAGAGAGCGGGAUGGGAGCCGAGAACGGGCGCGGGUGAGGAACAGGAGUAGGAGUAGGAGUAGGAGCGUGGAGCGCAGGAACCGGAGUCCUGAGUACCACCGACGAGGCAGGGAUGGUGACAAGUACGAUAGACAGGAUCGAGAUCGAGAUGGAGAUCGACGACGAUCUGAACAGGGCGCUGAUUCUCGCCAGCGCGACAGAAGCAGAGAUAGGAGAGAUUCUGCUGGUCUUCUCCGCGCGUCGAGAAGGUCUUCACGUUCUCCCCCGCCGAUUCCAGAAAAGAGUGCUGCUAGAUCACCUGAGCGCCGUUCGCCCGAGCGACAGAGCUCAUCUGGUAAAGCAAGAGUUGAGCAGCCACUGCAAACUCCAACGACGAGCCCAAAAACUACAUCUACAUCCACAGCCAACCCAGCGCAAUCAUCGUCACCAUCCGCGGACGGCAACUCAACCCCUCCCGCAGUCAUGGAGAUUGCGCGAGAAGGCAAGGUGUACGCUCAGGCGGCGGUGAGUAUCUCGGUCAAGUCUCCUAACGAGCGGGAGAGUAGUCGAAAUAUGUCGCCUGGGAGAUUGAAAAGGCGGAUGGAGCGCGAGGCGGAGUAUCGGCGUCGCAUGAGCGAGAGUUGAGGGGACUUUAGGUCUACUAUUUUUUGCUGUUUCUCUAGCUA
Messenger RNA from Myxozyma melibiosi, 1731 nucleotides. RefSeq lists its product as uncharacterized. NCBI's taxonomy places the organism in Eukaryota, Fungi, Ascomycota, Lipomycetes, Lipomycetales, Lipomycetaceae. Bases 80 to 1690 code for a protein of 536 amino acids. The record is from RefSeq and is a predicted model, not a curated record. Gene Ontology annotation, molecular function: RNA binding. Gene Ontology annotation, cellular component: spliceosomal complex. Gene Ontology annotation, biological process: regulation of mRNA splicing, via spliceosome; mRNA processing. The transcript is spliced from 3 exons.